Messenger RNA from Aplosporella prunicola CBS 121167, 1677 nucleotides. RefSeq lists its product as uncharacterized. Gene Ontology annotation, cellular component: nucleus. The record is from RefSeq and is a predicted model, not a curated record. Gene Ontology annotation, biological process: positive regulation of transcription by RNA polymerase II. The coding region runs from base 1 to 1677 and encodes 558 amino acids. Lineage: Eukaryota; Fungi; Ascomycota; Dothideomycetes; Botryosphaeriales; Aplosporellaceae. The transcript has 2 exons. Gene Ontology annotation, molecular function: transcription cis-regulatory region binding; zinc ion binding; DNA-binding transcription factor activity, RNA polymerase II-specific.
AUGUUCGGCCCGGCCCUGCCGCACCAUGGCGGCGGCCGCUUCAGCAUUAGCUCCUCGGCCUCCUCCCACACCUCGCCCUCGUCGAGUGAAUCCCCGAGACAAACGCCCACCUUCAGUUUGAGUCUGUCUUACGUUUCCGAGAGCCCCUCCGACGAGAUCGUCCCCAAGAUCGAGGAGCUCGACGACGAUGCCGAGGAGCACAAGCUAUUGCCUAUCGUGGAGCAGCCGCUGCCCUCGCCCGACGCCGCCAACGGCGCCGUGGUGAAACGUCCCCGAGGCAGGCCCCGGAAACACCCUAUCACGUCUCCCACAGCCAUGUCGAAACCGCCCAAGGGUCGCUCCAAAACCGGAUGCAUAACGUGUAGAAGGAGGAAGAAGAAGUGCGACGAGACGAAGCCGCAUUGUAUCCACUGCCAAAAGAACAACGUCCACUGCGAAGGAUAUCCGCCCAAGGAGUACUGGAAGAGCGGCAAACAGAGGACCACCCUGGUCCGCCGGACCAGCGUCGAGUCUCCGCGCGAUCUGCCCCUCCUUAUCGAGGGCGUCGAGUGCGACUUGGACCGCCACUUUUUGAAUCACUUCCACUACAACGUGAGUAGGGUCCUGAGUCUAUUCACCGACCAGCAGAACCCCUUCAAAGAGCUCUUGUUGCCCAUGGCAAUGAGGCAUAAGGGUCUCAUGCACUCGUUGCUGUGUCUUUCUGGCUCUCAUUUGGCUUCCCGGGAAGCCAACGAGGCAUUUGAAGACAGGCAACAUCACCACUUUCAAGCCGCCGUGACGAAUCUCACUGCAGACAAAGGCAUGCAAAGACACAUAGCUGGAGAUGAAACGGCUAUUAUCGAGGACCCGACCGUUGCACAAACCCUGGUUUUGUGCCUAAAAUCCAUCUGCGCUGGCGAAGUCAACGGAUCAUAUAGGCCACAUAUGGACGCUGCAAGACACCUGAUCCGGACCCAGCAUUCCCCGAACGAAGAGUUCCAAAAUUUCCUCGUCGAGUUCUUCAUCUACCACGACGUGGCCAACUCGGUCACGUCCCUGGACCGGAAAAGCAUCCUCAUGAUGGAAGACUUCCAACUCCCGCAGUUCAUGAUCCAGCCGGCCGCAGCCACACUGCUCGGCGUCGUGGACGGCCUGUUUGGCUACAUUUCCAAGAUCCGGCAGCUGCGGGAUCGGAUCAGGUAUAGGAGGCAAAACAAUCUCAAACCGCACGUGGACUACGAGAUUCUCAGCGACGCACAGAUAAUCGAUUCGGCGCUGCGCAGCUGGGUAUGCGCGCAGGAGCCGGACUCGCCGCGCUGGAUCGCGUCGAUGCUGUACCGACAGUGCACCUGGCUGUACCUGCACCGGACGAUCUUGCCCUCGACGCCCAACGAAAACCUACGACUAGGAGUGAACGAGGGGCUCGAAUAUCUGCAGCUGCUGCCGCACGACUCGUACACGCAGAGCAUAUUGUUGAUGCCGCUGUUCCUGCUGGGCUGCUCAGCAUUCGACGAGGAGCAGCGCCCCGCCAUCAUCGACGCGUUUGACGGCCUGCAGAACUACUCGGCGCUGGGCAACAUCAAGUACGCGCGCGAGAUUGUGGAGACGGUGUGGCGGAUGAUGGAUGCCGGAGACGAGGAGUCUUGGGACUGGGAGACCAUCAUCGUGAACAAGGGCUGGGACUUCCUGGUCACUUGA